AUGAGUGGCCCCAGUCAAGACGAAGUAGACCGAGUGCUGCGCCUAAAAAGCCGCGAGCGCGAAUCUCACGCCUGCUACCCCUGCAAGAAACGCAAAGUCAAAUGCGACGGGACUCAGCCCUGCAAAACCUGUCAAAGACGCAAACACCCGCAGAUCUGCACGUACGAGCUCUCGCAUUCCCGGCGCAGAUCGGCCUCGCAUCGAGAGAUUACUCGCUCGGCAUCGCCUGCUUCACCGCGUGCCGUGGGAGAUGAUAAUACUGAGAGGACUGCUCGGCCAGAGGAUAGUUCUAAGAAUUAUGUUUAUUCUGGGGAUAAUUCGGUUGUGUCUAUUUUGCGGUUGAGGGCGUCGGAUGCUAAUGAGUCGGUGGCGAGGGAGGUUGGGUCUGUUUUGGGGUUGCAGAAUACUUUUAAUAGUUAUCCUUUUAUGGACUCGAAGACACCGCGGGAUCGGUGGAAAGCAUUGCUGGGUGUGUUGCCGCAGAGAAAUGAGGUCUUGAAGUUCUUCCAUUACUAUCAGGUCACUGCCUACCCGUUCAACCCGAUAUUGACAGACAUGGGCCGGUUCGAAUCUGAUCUAUACACCUAUCUGAAUGCCCAUUCUGAAGGUGAAUUCAAAACUUCUGACAAGAUCACAGAGCGGUGGGCGACAGAUCAAUCUAUUGGUCAUAUCAGUCUUCUGCUUGCCACCUUGGCCGCAGGAGCGCAUUACUCCGAUAUUGAGUAUCCUCAGCGACUGGAGCUCGCAACAGACUUUGCUCGCAGGUCCUUUCAUGCCCUCCGCUUAGCCAAUUUUCUCUUCCGGCCAUCUCUGGACAUCAUCCAAGCACUCCUAAUUCUGGGUAAUACAAUGCAAAACAUGGGCCAAUCUGAUGCGGCAUGGGCACUGCUCGGUACGACGGUGCGACUCGCGCAGACGAUGGGGCUGCAUACGCAACGAAGCACGGCACAUCUGCCUGAGCAUGUGCAAACCAAGGCGCGGACGCUUUGGUCAACCAUCGUCUGGCAAGAUAGUCUUCUCUGCCUAUGCUACGAUCGCCCACCCAUCGUCACAGUAACGGGGUGGCCCCUCGACAAACCUGUCUUCGAACAUCAGGAUUUAUCAUACGAGGCUGUAAUGCACCUGAUAUGUCGACUUGGCCUGGAUAUCAUGCGAGCAGAGACCAUCGGACUGGACGAGGUCGAGCAAGCAAUUGGCUACCUACAAAGACUGGACAGCAUUUCCCAGCGCGGCCAGUCCUACCUCCAAUCCAAAGAAAACUGCACCUCUCUCCAGCAAAUCCUUCAACAUCUAGCACUCAGAAUGCACACCUCAUUCUGCGUAUCGGUAAUCUGCCGCCCAGCCAUGAAGAAGACCCCUCCACGACUCGUCCACCCUCAAUCCGAACUUCUUCGGUCCCGCGCAAAGGGAAGCUUGAUCGAUGCAUCAAAGGCUUUUCUGGAAUUCCAAGCCCUCAGCGUGGUACCGCUCCGCAGUUGGUCAAUGGUCCAUACAGUGCUGAGCUCGACACUGCUCCUCUGCAUCUGGGAAGAAACCCGGAAUGACCCCGAAUGCCGCAGUCUGCAGCAGCGUGUAAUUGAUGUGUUUUCCUCGUCGGAUUCCAGGGUCAGUGAUGAUGGCACUGCAGUGUCUGAUAGUGAAAGCCAGUGGUUAUCAGCUCGGCAUAUCAGGGCUCUGGUCACACUACGAAGUGCCUUGGAUCGAGAAGGAGAAAUGGGAAGUGCCGAGAAUGAGAAUUUGGCAGCUAUCGGCGCUAAUACUGCACCAAUGUUUGGAAUUGGGACGGAGGGGUAUCUGGAUAUGCUGAAUCCCAUGGACUUCUCACCUGUCUCAUACCUUGAUUCGAUCAUGAACGCGCCUCUAUUCGACUUCACGCAGGAUACAGGCUUCAUGUGA
Penicillium daleae is the source of this 1896-nucleotide messenger RNA. Its product is annotated as Transcription factorfungi. The record is from RefSeq and is a predicted model, not a curated record. The transcript has 6 exons. Gene Ontology annotation, biological process: regulation of DNA-templated transcription; DNA-templated transcription. Gene Ontology annotation, molecular function: zinc ion binding; carboxy-lyase activity; DNA-binding transcription factor activity, RNA polymerase II-specific. Bases 1 to 1896 code for a protein of 631 amino acids. Lineage: Eukaryota; Fungi; Ascomycota; Eurotiomycetes; Eurotiales; Aspergillaceae.